Molecule: messenger RNA, 3999 nt
Organism: Leptopilina heterotoma
Lineage: Eukaryota; Metazoa; Arthropoda; Insecta; Hymenoptera; Figitidae
Gene: Zn72D
Product: zinc finger RNA-binding protein
Exons: 10
Coding region: 112-3060 (982 amino acids)
Cellular component (GO): precatalytic spliceosome
Molecular function (GO): zinc ion binding; single-stranded RNA binding; double-stranded RNA binding
Source: RefSeq, a predicted model, not a curated record
CAACGUAAGAGCCAAUAGAAUUUUAUCUAGUGACGCCAUUAAGGCUGAAUUCGUGGCACGCCCUACGACUUCCUCUAUUGUCCUUCUUUCCGGGAUUCUCUACAAGGAAGGAUGGCGCAGAACAAUUAUUUCGGAUUUACUCACGGCGGAACUCAAUAUGGGGCGACCAGCGCCGCCGCCUAUCAAACAGGACAAGCGGGAUACGCAGUGACGCCAGCGGCUACAGCCGCCACAUACACUCAACGACCUGCAGCAGCUGCAGCUACUGGUUACGAAACUUAUCAAGCGGCCGCUGCUGCAGCCGCCACUGGCACUACAUACGCCGCAAAUCCUGGUACUGUGGCGCAGACGUACGACUACGGAUACGGACGUGCUGCACCGGCUGCAACUUACGACGCAACUAAGACGUAUUAUCAGCAACCAGCAGCUGCACCGGCAACUUAUACGACAACAGAAACUCAUUAUCAGGCAGCAAAGCCGGCGUACAGCACGACAAGUGCUUACACAGGAGCUCCUCGACAGGCGACAACAACUGGUCAGGCGAAAACUUACCAAGCCUCGAGUACUGCUUACCAACAGUCGAAUCCAACUCAAAGUGCAACAUAUUCUUCGGGAUAUACUGCACCACCAACGCCAGCUGCUACUCCGUCCGCGGCGACAAAUAAAACGGCGAGUACAGCUUACUCUGGCUACGACGCGGCGCUCUACAGCGCUGCGACCAUGUAUGUAGCCCAGCAGACUGCGAAUACAAAUUCCACCAAUCAAAAAACGGGUGGUUGGCAAGGCUACGGACGUAAAGGAUUUGGAUCUGGUGGCGGUGGAAUGAAGCAAAUGCGUCCAAAACAACCCCCAAAGCCCCAACAAUUACAUUAUUGUGAUGUUUGUAAGAUAAGUUGUGCUGGACCACAAACAUAUCGGGAGCAUUUGGAGGGUCAGAAGCACAAGAAGAAGGAGGCAUCAUUGAAAGUUCCACAGCAACCGCCAGCGAGAGGCGCCGGUAAUUCAUUGCGUUGUGAACUUUGCGACGUCACUUGCACCGGAAAUGAUGCUUACGCUGCACACAUUCGUGGCGCUAAACAUCAAAAGGUCGUUAAACUACAUACAAAACUUGGAAAACCAAUUCCAAGCGCCGACCCAACUGUUCUCAAUCCAAAACCAGCGGCUGCUGCUAAAACAACAGGAAAGAAAGGCACGGUCACGGCUACUCCUAAAAUCAACUUUGUUGCUUCGGGAAAUCUUGGAACCGUUAAUCAAGCUGCGGCCGAGGUGAAAAUUGAGGAUGGCGCUGACGACGGAGGUGACGACGCAAAUAUUGACGAAAAAGAUAUUCAACCAGUCGGUCAAGAAUACAUCGAGGAGAAUAAAUCUGAUGAUGGUAAAAUCAUUAGUUUCAAUUGUAAAUUGUGCGAGUGUCGUUUCAAUGAUCCAAAUGCAAAGGAUAUGCAUAUGAAGGGUCGUCGUCAUAGAUUCGCCUAUAAGAAGAAAGUAAAUCCAGAUCUUGUUGUCGAUAUGAAACCAAGUCUGAAGCAAAGAAAAAUGCUUGAGGAGAAAUUGCGUAGACAACAAGUGAGAGAGGAAUACAUGCGUCGUCGUGAGGAAAUGAAUCAAAUGGGACCAAUGGGACCGAUGUGUCCAAUGAUGGACGAGGAAAUGAUGUACUGGGAAGAGAGACGUCGUUACGAAGAGGAAUGCGAAUACUAUGAAUGGUAUCGUCGCUACGGUCGUGGACCUGGUGCUCCACCAAUGCCAAGACCAUUCCCUGGACCACCUCCAAUGAUGAUGUUCCCAGGACCACAGAGACGUCCCGAUUCGUCUGAUGAUAAGCAUGUUCUCUCUCAUCAUUCGACCAUUUAUCCCAAGGAGGAGGAACUGCAGGCAGUUCAGAAAAUUGUCUCACACACGGAAAAAGCAUUGAAGUUUGUCUCAGACACACUUGCUGAAGGUGGUAAGAAACCAGGUGCUGCAAAUAAUACAGCGGCCGUGGCGUCUACGCCAGCUGCCGCGGCUGCUGAGGCGAAAAAAGAGGACGUUGAUAAGAAGAAGAACUCAACACCCCCGCAGAAGGAGGACGGAAGCGAUGGUAAUCUAUUCUCCUUUCAAAAGGAGAAGGAGGACUCGCGAAUUCUUCGCGGUGUCAUGCGCGUUGGAAAUCUCGCUAAAGGUCUCCUUCUCUCCGGUGACAAUCACGUUUGCCUCGUCGUUCUUUGCGCUGAGAAACCUACUAGAACAUUACUAAACAAAGUUGCGGAAAUAUUACCAGCUCAAUUAAAGACAGUCGCUCCAGAGGAUUCAUACAAUGUUGGCAAACAUCCGGAAUCAGCUGCUUUGACAGUUUCUGGAGGAUCCGUAACUGUCAGUAUAACAUUAACAAGUCCAUUGAUGCGCGAUACAACAAAAGCAACACCCGCAGAUAAUGCUGGACAGCAGCAACAGGGAGCUGCUCAACCACAAACGACGCCCGCUACGCCAACUGUGACCAAACCAGAUCCGCCAGACGUACUUCCCAAGGCUAAGUGUUUGGAGGCUUUAGCUGCACUCAGGCAUGCCAAGUGGUUUCAGGCUAGAGCAACCUCAUUGCAGAGCUGCGUAAUGGUUAUACGCAUAAUGCGUGAUCUGUGCAACCGUGUACCAACUUGGGGACCGUUAAAUCCAUGGGCAUUGGAAUUGUUGACGGAGAAGGUGAUAAGCACCGCUGGUGGUCCAUUGAGUCCAGGAGAAGCUUUAAGACGAUUAUUGGAAUGUGUCGCCGGAGGAAUUUUACUUCCUGGAGGUCCAGGAUUGUCCGAUCCUUGCGAAAAGGAUCCAAUUGAUGCAAUAGGAACUAUGACUGCCCAACAAAGGGAAGAUAUAACUUCCUCGGCGCAGCAUGCACUCAGGUUAGUGGCAUUCCGACAAAUUCAUAAAGUCCUUGGUAUGGAACAACUUCCGCCACCCAAAUAUAAGGGACGUUUCGCUCGCAAACGAAGACGCGACAAUAGUAAUGGCGAGGGAACGGACAGCGAGACUUCGAAAAAGGACAAGAAAGCCGAAGAAGUCAAAAUGGAGACGGAUUCUAAGUAGAUUCCUACCAAAACAUUCAAUUUUACUGAUUAAGUAUAACUUAUCUAAACGUAAGAAGAAAUUCUCAAGCAUUCAAUGACCUGGUUAAUAUUAUUUAAAAAGUUCAAAAGUUGUUUAUUUCUUUUUCUUUAAAAAAAAUGAUAUAGAGAAAAAAAUGAUUUGAUUUGAUUUGAUUCUCGACGACAAUGUUUGGAAAUUUUUUUAACAUUUUUCGUUUAUCUUUGACAAUUUUUAAUUCCUCUUUUAUAAUUCUGUGUAAUACUUCUAUAUUAUUGUCUAAUCAAUUAUUAUCUCUUUUUUUGAAAAUAAAAGAAAAGAGAUAACUAUAAUUUUUGUUUGUCUUUUUUUUUCUUGUUUAAUUGAAUCGAAAGAAAGGUAGACUGAAUAAAUAACUAUUAUAAAAAGUUAUUGAACCCCCUCUCUUCUUAAAAAACAGGUCAUUGUGGCAGAAAUAAAAAUCUAGUUCUAGGAAUUCCUCGAAUGAAUUGAUAGAGAAUGCAUUGAGUAGUUUGGAUUACGUAUUAAGCAAUUAAUCUACUUUAAAAAAAAGGAAGUUGUAAUCGAAGGAUAUAAUUUGUGAAUUUUUUUUUUUGAAAAAGCAAAGCUUAGAGACCACAUUUGUAUCGAGACUUCAUAUGUGUAUGUUGUGUGUGUAGUCGUACAGAAAUGAAAAAGAAAAGCAAAAAAAAAAGAAAAAAAGAAACGUUUGCUAUUAAUAAUUUUUCAACGCAUAAUUUUAGUAAUUUCGGAAACGAAAUUUGCUUGCAAGAUUUUUAAAUAAAAGUUUGUCAUCGAGUUUUCUUUUCCAGUUAAAGUUUAAACUUUCAAUAAUUUGCCAUUAGUCUAAACAGUCGUUUUUUUAAAAUAGUUCUUCGACAUACGGUGUAUUUUUUUUGCUCUUGUAUUUGCAACACUUGAAUAAACCAAACGUGUAUAAUA